Molecule: messenger RNA, 1182 nt
Organism: Xylaria bambusicola
Lineage: Eukaryota; Fungi; Ascomycota; Sordariomycetes; Xylariales; Xylariaceae
Product: branched-chain amino acid aminotransferase
Exons: 4
Coding region: 62-1132 (356 amino acids)
Biological process (GO): branched-chain amino acid metabolic process
Molecular function (GO): branched-chain-amino-acid:2-oxoglutarate transaminase activity
Source: RefSeq, a predicted model, not a curated record
GAUUUUGUGAGGUAGACCUCGUGUAGAUACUAGGUCACGUUGGCAAUACUCUUGUGCUACGAUGUUCCCACCACCCCCUGAAAGCUCUGUAGCAUGGGAUACCCUUCGAUUUGAUGUAUACGAAGUGAACGGUCACGUCGAGUCUCACUACAGCAGAUCCAGUGGCCAAUGGAGUGAGCCACAGUUCGUGGUGGAUCCACUGCUACGAAUUCACGGCAUGACGCCAGCGUUGAUGUAUGGUCAACAAGCCUUCGAGGGGCUCAAAGCAUAUCGCAAUCCUUCUGGGGAAGUGCAGAUAUUCCGUCCGGCUAUGAAUGCUCAGAGGAUGAUGCGCUCUGUCACAUACAUAUCUGUCCCGCCCGUGCCCGAGGACACAUUCUUGAGCUGUGUGAAUAUGGCAGUGGCCAAGAACGCAUCCUUCGUACCGCCUCAUGGGGUUGACGCUGCGCUUUACAUACGACCUUUUGUCUUCGGCACCUCCGCAACUCUCAGCAUGGCCUCCCCUGACAAGUACUGCUUCUGCGUCUACGUGACACCUGUGAAGGUAGCAUACGGCCUCAAGUCUGUGCGAGCCCUUAUUUUAGAGGACUUCGAUCGCGUGGCGCCUAAGGGAACAGGUCCUGCCAAGGUAGGUGGAAAUUACUCUCCCCUCGUGUGUCAUAUCGAGGCAGCCAACGCCUCUGAAUACGGGAUUUUGCUACAUAUUGAUAGCAAGACCCGGAGUGAGAUUGAUGAGUUCUCCAUGGCCGGUUUCGUCGGGAUCAAGGCAGACUUGGACCAAGCUGGCAGCUACAUCAUCGUGGUACCUCUGGGACUCCGGACAAUCGAGAGCGUGACAUCAGACUCUGUCUCUAAGAUUGCACAAGAUCUAGGUUGGAAGAUGGAGAGGCGCACUGUAACAUGUGACGAGCUUCCAGAAUUCGAUGAAGUCCUCGCAGCUGGGACAGCCAGUGGACUAGUCCCUAUACGAAGUAUUUCGAGAAAAUCAACUGGCAAGGUUGUCACAUAUAACAGCGACUCUGAGGAGCCUGGGCCAUGCUGUACCAAACUCCUGUCUGUCCUGAAAUCUAUUCAGCAGGGAGAUGUGAAAGAUCGGUUUGGAUGGUGUUAUAAAGUCACAGGAAUGAGUUAAAACCCAUUAAGCAUAGAUACUUAAGGAGCAAAGUAAAUUCACAAUCCCCG